Molecule: messenger RNA, 2375 nt
Organism: Lolium perenne
Lineage: Eukaryota; Viridiplantae; Streptophyta; Magnoliopsida; Poales; Poaceae
Molecular function (GO): protein binding
Source: RefSeq, a predicted model, not a curated record
UAAAUGCUGCUCCAUUUUAUAGCCAGACUGCCAAGGAAGGCGAGAUAGUAGUCUGGACCUCCAACCAUGGCGCCGGCGUCGAAGAGCAGAGGCAAGAAGACGAAAAGAAAAACCAAAACCCCGCCUUCCUCCACCUUGGUUCCUUCCCCAUCGACGGUGGAGCCACAGGCUGCGGUGGCGGAAACGCCGUCGAUCGAUGUCCUCACCGAGUUCGUCCUUCAGGACAUUCUCCGCCGCCUCUCCCUCGCCGACCUCCUCCGUGCUGCCCUCGCCUCCCACCGCUGGCGCCGCCUGGCCUCCCGCUGCCUCCCUCGCGAUCCUCCUCUCCUCGGCUACUUCUUCCACCCAGCCGAAGUCCACGUUCCGUUCCCUGAGCGGGAUCCAAAGAUCGUCGAAACCCCCGCCGUGUUCGCUCCCCUCGACGCCUCCUCCCCGCGCCUUUCCCUCGAUUUCGCCCCGGACGCCUCCCGUUUCUUUGUCUACGAUGCGCAUCAAGGUCUCCUCCUUCUCGAGCCGAGCGAGAGCGUCCCCAAGGUGGUCCUCCCCCGCUUCCUCGUCCUCGACCCGGCCACCCGCCGCCGCACGGUCCUCUCGCCGCCGCCGCGCGACACGGUGCCCGAUGACCGCCGCUGGCGCAGCUCAAGGUACUACGUCGGCUCCGCGCUUCUCUCCCGCACGCACCCGAGCAAGCUCUGCUUCGAGGCCGUCUGCUUCGCCAUCGACGGAGGGCACCCUCGCGCCUGGGUCGCGUCCGUCGACGACGGCAAGUGCAGCUGGCGCGCGCUCCCGCGGGACGAGCAGGUGCUGGUCGAUUUCGAUCCCUAUUGGUUCGAGGGACGCGCCGUGCGCGCCGCCGGGAAGAUCUACUGGCACAUCUGCCAGUCCUCGCGUCUGCUCGUGCUGGACCCUUCCACGCUCAGGUUCUCCUACUUGGCGGCGCCGGGCGAGCUGUUUGCGCACAACCGCAACCCCAAGUACCGCAUCGGGGAGACGCCGGAUGGGCGCCUUUGCCUGGUCACCGACGCCGAGCAGCAGCUGCAGCUCUGGGUACGCGGGAAGGGCGACAAGGGCUGGAUUCUGGAGAGGAAAAUCGUCGACUUGCUCGUGCUCUGCGACAAGCUGCGUGGCCUGCCCGUCGACCCCAUGUUCAGGACCCUCUGCGUCUGGCCCAGCGACAUGGACGCCGGCCGCACAGGGAAGGUGUUCAUCAAGACGUGGGGAUUCGGCCGCUUCUCCUUCCAUAUGGACACCGGCAAGAUGGAGCUCCUGGCGACCAAACGUGGCAAGGAAUAUGGCCACCCCAUGUUCGCCUACUUCCUCGCAUGGCCGCCCGCGUUCCUCGCACCAGACAACUGAAGAAUUUCAGGCCGUGUGGUGUGGGUUUCUUUGCUUGAAGUCAGCUCGCAUGCUUUCAUUUCAGGGCCAGUGCUUCCGUAGUGCUAUCUCCCCUUCCAUGCGCUCUUGGGGAAGCUCCGAUUCUGGGUACCUUGGCAUGUAUGAGACUAUUUCAGCAGUCUGUUGAUGCUAUGUUAUCCGAGCAUCACCUGAACUUGAUAAUAUUAAGCUAGGCCGUAUUAUUACUUAUUUUGGACGAUACAUGGUUUGGGUUGUAUUCAGCAAUGUUUAUCGCAUUUCAGCUGUCCUAUUGUUCUUUUCUGACUUUGUACUUUGAGGGGUUGGCCACUGUGAUGAUCAAAUUAAUAGCUUGAACUUGUAUCAUACUAUGUACUAUCUAGCGGGCUGUUGAGCAUCUUGAUGUCGGACAGUACGAGUAGUGUACAACUGUGUUGCUUGGUUUGAUUGAUACUCUAUCGCAUCUACUGUAUCUUCUGCAGACAAUUAGAUGCACACAAUAUGCAAAUUGCUUGUUGUCCUGGAAGAGGCUAGCGAUGGCGUCCCUGAUCUGCUGUGCCGUAGAGCCCGGGGCCAUGAUGGUGCCGAGGAGCUCGGAGGAGAUCAUCCAGGAGAGAACGGUGUAGUCAUCCCGCACCCAGUUGGAGGUGGGCGACGUGUUCGACGGCGUGGCAAAAACGGUGCCGGGGCCAUGAUGGUGCCGAGGAGCUCGGAGGAGAUCAUCCAGGAGAGAACGGUGUAGUCAUCCCGCACCCAGUUGGAGGUGGGCGACGUGUUCGACGGCGUGGCAAAAACGGUGCCAAGGACAUGGCGGGUGAGUCCUGUUAGAAAUAGGAUAGCUUUGAUACUAAGCUAACUAGGAAGUUAUUAAGAUUUGCUUAGAUCAUAAGCUAAGUAGGUAGUUACUUUUGUCCAAACGCUGUAAUCCCGAAGGGAUGUCUUUGUAACCGCCUUAUAGGCGUCUGUUCGGUGGGUAUAUAUACCCCCAACAAUCAUCAAUGAAAGAUCACUUGAUUCUCUCA